AAAGGCCGCUGGCCAAUAGCAGACGCUCUGAAGUGAGCUCUCGGCCAAUGGCAGCGGCCGUGGGAGAGCGCGGGAGCCAUAGGAGAGAGCAGAGCCGACCAUGGCGCCGGAAACCUGAAGUCCGCUCGGGGUCCGGCCCGGCAUGGCCUGCUGCCACCGCGUCGCGCUGCUGCUGGACACGGCGGGCGGCCGGGACGCGGGCCGGCGGACGGCGCUGCGCCUGCUGGCCUACUUGAGCUGCCGGUUGGGCUUGGCGCGGCUGCGCUGGACCUUCGCCUUCUUCGACUCACAGGGCGCGCGGGGCCGGCCGGCGCGCGGGGCCGACUUCGGGGAGCUGAGCACCCGCUCGUGGGACUCCUUCGAGGCGGCCCUAGAGGCUCGGCUCUUCGGCCCCGGGGCGCCCCUGCCCGGCCCGGAGCCCCGCGCGGUGCACACGCACGAGGCGCUGCUCCAGGCGCUGCUCGAUCUGCAGUGGGACCGGCCCGAGAUCGCGUCCCCGGCCAAGCCCGCGCGCAGGCCGGGCGGCCGACGGCUGCUGGACGCCGAGGCGGAGGCUGGAGACCCCGCCGCCCACGCCGUCUUCCUGCUGGCGCCCUGUCCGCACUCGCAGCGCGAGCUACUGCGCUUCGUGGCCGGCAGCGAGGCCCGCGCCCGGGCGCCCACUCGGGAGCAGCUGAUGGACCGCUUGCUGCCCCGCAGGGUGCAGGAGGCGCUGGCGGCCCGCAAGAUCACCCUGUGCUGGGUGGACACCACCGAGUGGACCCAGUUGAAGGACUCCCCAGACCACCUGGGCUAUUGGUCAGUGUGUGAGCUGCUCCGCCAUGUCGGAGGCACCGUCUUGCCACCUGAAAUGUUUGGCCAGGAUUUUACUAAAACUGCGGGAUCCCUACUUCAAAGCGAGAACAAGCCAUUCGGGGAGCCUCACCUCUCUUCCUGGAUUCCAGCUCUACCCAGUGACUCUACUUUAACUCGCCUGCUCUAUCACUCUCCGCAGUAUGAGGCCUCGUUUCCUCGGAUGGAAGGAAUGUUAUUUCUCCCUGUGGAAGGCAAAGAAAGCCAAGAAGCGUGGGCAGUCAUCCUCGAACCCUUAGCCAUGCAGCAGAGACACUUUCCAAAACCUGUCCGGAUCUUUCUAAAAGGCACGGUGGCCCCCUGGGCACCGCCGACGAGCAGCACUCUGGUCACUGAGAGCUGGAUGCUGCACAGUCCCGACAGCAACAGGUCGGCGGACAGGCUGCUGUUCCAGCAGCUGGUGGGCAGGCUGACGGCAGAAGAGCUGCACCUGGUUGCCAGCGUGGACCCUGGGGAGGGCUGGCCUCCGCUCAGUGGAGUGAUCUCCCCGCUCUCCACCACGGCUACGAUUCUCACUGUGUUCUGCACAGAAGAGUCUGGAUCUCAGAGCCAUCUGCACCACACAGUUGUGGCCGAGGGCUCCCAGGAUGCAGCUUCUCUUUUCUCCAGUGUUUUGGAUGUUGUGCUGAGUCAGACUCACAGUCCGCUGGAAGAUUCUUCUCCCUCGGCGCCCCCAGUACCAGAGUGGGUUCAGCAGGAGCUGGGCCGCACAGCUCCCUGGAGCACGGCUGUCAUGGAGACCUGGUUUCCCUUCUCCAAUCUCAGCGGUGCCAGCUCAGAGUUGAUGGAGUCAUUCUGGUUACUUCAGGCUGCCCCAUCUCAAAAGGAGGAGUCUUCCGGAGCUGAGAGUGAGUUGACACAGGGCCUCUCCGAGUUCUACCAGAAAAAAUCUCGCGAGGAAUCCACGGUGUCCAAUCAGGAUGACAGCAGAAAGAAACGAGGCAUCCCCCGCACUCCUGUGAGGCAGAAGAUGAAGACCAUGUGCCGGUCCUUGAAGAUGCUCAAUGUGGCCAGGCUGAAUGUCAAGGCUCAGCAGCUCCAUCCCGAUGGCAGUCCCGACGCCUCUGGAGAGAAGGGCAUCCAAAGGCCAGUUGUGGGCAGGCCGGCAGACAGAGCAGAAGGCAGAAGGAGAACUCUGAGAAGUUCCAGGCCUAAAGAUUUCAAAACUGAGGAGGAACUGCUGUCCUACAUACGUGAAAGUUACCAAAAGACCGUGGUGAGCAGAGAAAGCGUGUUACAUUCAUGUGCUCAGAACAGUGUGUCCACCAUGAAAGCCUUCCUCAAGUCCAGAGGUGCCACGGACCUGGAGAUGAGCUGCAUCAAUCAGAUAAAAAAUAACCUCUUGAAAACUAGUGAAAAUCUUCGGCAGAAUCUAGGGAAAAAACUAGAUAAAGAAGACAAAGUCAGAGAGUGCCAGCUUCAGGUGUUCCUGCGUUUGGAGCUGUGUGUGCAGUGUCCUUCCAUACAAGAAAGCGUGGACGACCUGGAAUGUGUUGUGGAGGAGGUGGCAGCUCUGCUGCGCAUGGUGUGCUUGACCGAGGACUCUGCCUACGUGGCUAUGUUUCUGGAGGAAAUUCUGGGACUGUACAUUGACUCAGCUCCAAAGACACUCGGAAAGCUUUACGACAACCUUGGGUUUGUGAUUCCUCAGAAGCUGGCCACUGCCCUCCCUGUAGAUUUUUUCAGUGACGACUCCUUGACACAGGGGAACAAGUCGCCCCUUCUUUCUGGACCUCUUCCAUCAAGUGCUCACCCAUCGGUGCCAGGGAGCACUGAGUCAGACCAGCUGGAGGAACUGCGCACCAGGUCAGCUAAGAAGAGAAGGAAAAAUGCAUUGAUGAGACAUAAAAGCAUUGCAGAGGUUUCACAGAAUCUUCGACAAAUUGAAAUUCCCAAAGCAUCUAAGAGAGCUGCUAAGAGUGAGAGCUCCCGUCCUCCUCGUCAGCCUCCACUCCCAGUGAAAGAGUUGGUGCAAGAAGUGACCAAAGUUCGGAGAAACCUCUUCAACCAGGAAAUGAUUUCUCCUUCAAAAAGAUCAUCAAAGCGGGGGUUGCCAAGAAGCCAUUCUGUGUCAACUGUGGAAGGUUUAGACCAAAACCUUGACAACUUUAGGAAAGCCAAAGGUUAUCACAGACUGCUGACCAAGAGUGUGGCUGAGACUCCGGUCCACAAGCAGAUAUCCAGAAGGCUGCUUCACAGACAGAUCCAGGGCAGAUCCUCAGAUCCAGGGCCCGAGAUUGAUGUUGUUGAAGAGUCCCCAGAAAAAGGAGACAAUGAAAGAAUUUUGAGGCGAAGUCCUAGAAUCAAGCAGUUGUCAUUCAUGAGGACACAUUCUGCUUCUUUCUAUUCCACGGCUCAGCCCAAGUCUCGAAGCGUGCAAAGAGUUCAUUCGUUCCAGCAAGACAAGUCAGACCAAAGAGAAAAUUCUCCAUUGCGAAGUAUUCGGUCUCCCAAGAGGCUUCUUUUUGGGGCAGUGACUGAGAUGUCCAUCCCCUCAGAGAAGGCUUUAGCCCGAAUUCAAAGGCCUUCAGGAAACACACCAGGGUCUGAGAUGUCUUCAGCUUAUCAGACUCCUAUAAAGAGUUCCCUGAAAUCUCCAAACUCCUCUAAGGCCACAUCGAGAAGGCUCCCUCCCACACCCCAGGCCCCACAGUGCACCCCCAAGAGGCUGCAGAGGCCCCCUGCAGAAACCACACCGGCCAAACGGACCCUUUAUAAGGGGGCCUUGAGAGAGCGCUCCAGUAGCGGUGCUUCUCCAGGUCAACCAGAAGCUGCUCUGCAGAAAGGACACUCCCUGGUGGCAGCGGAAGGUGCCUCUCCUCAGGAAAGCAGGGUGCCAAAGGUGCCCCCAAAGCCCUGCGCCCAGCCGCCUGGAUUUUCGCACUAUUCCACCUGGCCGCCGUCAGCCAUCUCCAGCCCAGAAGGCUUCUGUCUGGCAGCUCCCAUCCCAGAGCAGGAGUGUCUGACCCCCUUGGGGGAUCUAGGAGAAACUGCUUUUCCGGGGACACCUCCGAGCCAGAAACAACAGCAGGCCUGCUCUCCUAGGGUCCAUCCAGCAGAGGGGCCAGCCCUGAAGUGGGAGGAUGGAGUUGCCAAGGCCCCAUCGACACCAGGAAACACCUCGUCACUGCCUGAGAGGCCUUGGCCAGAUUCUCCUCCCCCUGGGCAGCUGGGCCAGAACGAGACCUGUGCUGCCCCCUCAACUCCCCUUCGAGUUUCACGGGGACUGAAGCCAGAUUUCAGCCCUCCUCCUCCCCCUUCCAAAACUGGGAAAAGGCAGAGAAAGACCUCUAAUCCUGGAAGGGGCUCCCCAGAGUGUCAGCCAGACAUCUCUCCUGCUCUCACAGGCUCAGGGAAGCCCCAGGAGGAAGCGCACCCCUCCCCUGCGUCCCCUGAAAGGCACAGUUUCCCCGACGCUGGCUUCUGGAGCAGAUGGUGUGGGUCCUCUCCGCUGCUUAUCACCAGUUACACGGAGCCCCUCACGCUGCUGGAGGAGGCCGAGUGCCAUGAUCCUGGCACGCUGCAGAGGGACGUCUUGCUCGGGGUGGAGGGCGAGGGGUCCGAGACAGCGCUUGCUGAUGUGAAGCCUUCUGUGUCAGACACCGAGGUUCCUCCAUCUCCCCCUGGCUCCCUCCUGAGACCUUCCUUGGUCCUGCAGUGCUCUGUAGAAAACAGGCAGCAACAGGCCACUUCUGCCCCUCUUCUGGAAGGUUCUGCAAACCCCCAGACCUAUGAGGUGGAACUGGGGAUGCAAAUCUCAGGCCUUCCAAAGCUUUGGAUCAAGAAGAGAAAGCCCAGCUCAGACUCACAGUCGGAAGGCGAGGCCCCAAGCAGGGAGGAGGGCUCCAUGGAUGAGGGCGGCUCUCUCUCCAGCCUGGGGGUCCCCAAGGGCAGUAAGUCCUGCAGACCCGAGGCCACUUACCUGUCACCUCCCUGCCUUCUCCCUGCGCACAGUACCCCAGGCAAGAGUGGGGGACAGACCUACAUCUGCCAGUCCUGCACCCCCACCCACUGCCCCUCCGGCACCUCCUCUCCAUUCCAGACAGAUGUGGGGGUUCCAUGGACACCCUCACCCAAGCACAACGGAAAGAGCACUCCUGAGUCCAUCAGGGACUGGCCCCGCAGGAAGCGGGCAGUGGACUGUGGCCCUGCUGCUGGGAGAGGAGACCCAGGCGCAGAGCCCCCUGAGGGUGACCCUGAGUCCGGCAUCCAUAGGACUUCCAUCCUGGGGGACUUAGAGCUGGAGGGGGUGUGCCAGCUGCCCGAGCAGUCACCCCCCUGGGAGAGUGUGCCACAGGCUGAGGAAGCCACCUCCUGGGGGCAGUUUGGGUUGGGCUGCAGGAAGAGACAGUCCUCUGCUGUGGAGGAAGCAGAGUCACAGGCCAAACGAAUCUGUCACCCACCGGGCGAAGACGUCGACAUGAGAGAGAAUGAGGAGCAGUCUCCCCGGGGCCGCGGGUGGCCGCUCCUCGCGGGGGACGAUGACGUGUUUGCACCAGGUACCACCCCACCCUCCAGUGGCACGGUGCGAAGCUGCCUCUCUGCCAGCGGCCUCCAGGCCCUCACCCAGUCCCCGCUGUUGUUCCAGGGCAGAACACCCUCCUCACGGGCUGCGGACACCAGAGAUGAGGAUGUGGAUGCCUUUCCCCCCUCAGCAGAAGAGUCUCCGUUCAGCCGGGCCUUCUCCAGGAAACACCCGAUCAACAGGACUUACACACGCAAGAAGCUGAUUAGCUAAGGAGGUGGGAGCCCAGCUGGACGGUUUAAGCCACAAACACUACCAGAUGCGUUCAGAGCCACAUCGCAGGAUGGAUGGCAAAGGUGUGCUGAGUGGUCCACACACAGUCCACCAGGGAGCCCGACAGGAGUCCCCGGAACCUCAUCUGAGCCGGGUUCACUGUCUGCAGGGAGUCUGGGCUUAAUGGAACUGAGAAAGCACUGAUGGAGAAUGUGAAGUCAGCCAGGCUCCCCCAUGGACAUAAAAGGGGGCCUAGCAGCAAGCCCAUGUACCUUGUCAGCUUUCAGAUUCCUGCUAGACUGCCCUGGGGUUUUCAGAUCUGGCCCCCAGACCCUGUGCCGCAUACCAUACCUGCCCCUGGUCGGGGAGGUGGAGUAGCAGGUGUGUGACUUGGGCAGCAUGGGCGACAGGAAUUAGGAGAUAGUGACACCUCAUAGACCCCCGCCCCCAGAUGCUGCAGUGCUGGGAUCCCAGGGCAAAGAAGUGCCAUGUAAACUGAAGCUGUGUAAGACUGCAUCAGUGACAGGAUGAGUUUUUAUGUUGUCUGUGUAACAAUAAAGUCCUCUGCCAACUGGCAUCCAGUGCAA
Erinaceus europaeus (western European hedgehog) is the source of this 6177-nucleotide messenger RNA. It is a transcript of the gene TICRR, whose product is annotated as TOPBP1 interacting checkpoint and replication regulator. The coding region runs from base 143 to 5590 and encodes 1815 amino acids. Gene Ontology annotation, molecular function: chromatin binding. Gene Ontology annotation, biological process: regulation of DNA-templated DNA replication initiation; DNA replication; mitotic DNA replication checkpoint signaling. NCBI's taxonomy places the organism in Eukaryota, Metazoa, Chordata, Mammalia, Eulipotyphla, Erinaceidae. The transcript has 22 exons. Gene Ontology annotation, cellular component: nucleus. The record is from RefSeq and is a predicted model, not a curated record.